GAUCAUCUGAGGGAUUCGACUGAAUCAAGAUGCUGCUGAUCAUUGAAGCUCUUCUUCUCAUUUUAGCUGCUCUAGGACAGGAUCACAGAGCUGCUGCUGCAAGAAAGAUAUAUCCAUUGGAUAUUGCACCGAAUUCAGUUGAUGAUCAAUAUGAUGGCUGUACAGUGAAAAUGGCACAUCUGGUGAAGAAAAAAUAUCUAGAGAAGGAAAUCAAUAACUCAACUGAUUUUAGAAAUGCUUGGCAAGAAGGUGAAGUGAAUGCCACAGUACCAGAAGAUAACUUGACAAGGAAUCAUUCAAUCGCCAUUUACGUGUACACCAACCUUAAUUCUAACAUAUACCGCAAUUUUAAUACGGCUGUUCGUAACGGCAAGCAAAACUACACAAACCAGGCAUUUAAAUGGUAUUCACUUCACUUUUUGUUAACCGAUGCGAUAAAGAUAUUGACUGAAACACAGAAGAAAUGCAAGUCAACGUAUCGUGGUACAACAGUUAAUUUCUUUCAAAAUGUUACAGGCAAAAAGGUUCGUUUCGGCUCAUUUACAUCAUCGUCUCUUGAACGUAAAGUAGCACAAGAUUUUGGAAAUACAUCUUGUUUUGAAAUCAAAACUUGUGAAGGUGCUGAUGUGAUCAAAUACUCUAAGUAUCCUGAACAGAAAGAGGUGCUGAUUCCUCCAUAUGAGAAGUUUAAAGUCACUGCUGUCAAGACGAGAAAAUAUCAUAAAAAUCUCUGGUGUGAUACUGUGUACAUGUUGGAAAGCUCUGGGAAAAGAAGUGACCUGAACUGUGCAGUGGCUUUCAAGAAACCAACAAAGUUCCUUAAAAAUACAUCAACAUUUAACACUUCUGCGUUUUGCAGAUGCUUUUAUCGAAAGCUAAUGGCCAGUCAAGGCCAUAUAAACAGUCGGUUUAUAGGCCGACCAUGUGGUUGUCUAGGACAGAAUCAGAUGCUCGUACACCGACUCAAUCUCACUGAUGGAGAAACUCACACCGGCCGUCAAAGUGGUCAGAAACGACGCUGCUGCUGUAGAGUUUGA
Messenger RNA from Sinocyclocheilus rhinocerous, 1037 nucleotides. Its product is annotated as NAD(P)(+)--arginine ADP-ribosyltransferase 2-like. The transcript is spliced from 2 exons. Gene Ontology annotation, molecular function: NAD+-protein-arginine ADP-ribosyltransferase activity; NAD+ poly-ADP-ribosyltransferase activity. The record is from RefSeq and is a predicted model, not a curated record. The coding region runs from base 30 to 1037 and encodes 335 amino acids. Lineage: Eukaryota; Metazoa; Chordata; Actinopteri; Cypriniformes; Cyprinidae.